CCCUGGAGAUGGUUCCCAAAGUAGGACGACACUUCCACAGAGUGGGCCUGCCUCCCAAGCUUGGUUCGUUCCAGCUGUUCGUGGAAGGGUACCAUGAGGCUGACUAUUGGUUGAGACGUUUUGAGGCGGAGCCUCUCCCAGAGAACAUCAGGAAACAGCUCCAGUCUCAGUUUGAGAGGCUCGUCAUUCUGGACUACGUCAUCAGAAACACCGACCGAGGGAAUGACAACUGGUUGAUCAAGUAUGAGAAGCCAGGGGAAGGAGAGGGAGAGAAG
This is a messenger RNA of Oncorhynchus masou masou (cherry salmon), 275 nucleotides long. RefSeq names its product phosphatidylinositol 4-kinase type 2-beta-like. Gene Ontology annotation, molecular function: 1-phosphatidylinositol 4-kinase activity. Gene Ontology annotation, cellular component: endosome; plasma membrane; trans-Golgi network. Gene Ontology annotation, biological process: Golgi organization; phosphatidylinositol phosphate biosynthetic process; endosome organization. The annotation marks the transcript as partial. Lineage: Eukaryota; Metazoa; Chordata; Actinopteri; Salmoniformes; Salmonidae. The transcript has 3 exons. The record is from RefSeq and is a predicted model, not a curated record.